This is a messenger RNA of Hippopotamus amphibius kiboko, 1519 nucleotides long. It is a transcript of the gene TPH1, whose product is annotated as tryptophan hydroxylase 1. The transcript has 11 exons. Gene Ontology annotation, biological process: aromatic amino acid metabolic process; serotonin biosynthetic process. Gene Ontology annotation, cellular component: neuron projection. Bases 181 to 1515 code for a protein of 444 amino acids. Gene Ontology annotation, molecular function: tryptophan 5-monooxygenase activity; iron ion binding. NCBI's taxonomy places the organism in Eukaryota, Metazoa, Chordata, Mammalia, Artiodactyla, Hippopotamidae. The record is from RefSeq and is a predicted model, not a curated record.
AUAAGAGGCGGGCAGCGCGAGGCUGUGGGCUGACCCAGCGCACUGCUAGCGGCGCCCAAAGUGAGUGCUGUGGCCCCUUCCCGCCUGGACGAGGGACCACCGUCGUGGAUUUGGGGGCACUGGGCUGGCUCGAGGAAGAGGCAGAGUCAUCCUCCGAGAGAGAAGUACACCAAAUUCAUCAUGAUUGAAGACAAUAAGGAAAACAAAGACCAUUCCUUAGAAAAGGGAAGAGCAACUCUUAUUUUUUCCUUAAAGAAUGAAGUUGGAGGACUUAUAAAAGCACUGAAAGUCUUCCAGGAGAAGCAUGUGAACCUAUUGCAUAUUGAGUCCCGAAAAUCCAAGAGAAGAAACUCAGAAUUUGAGAUUUUUGUUGAUUGUGAUAUCAGUAGGGAACAACUGAAUGAAAUUUUUCAUCUGUUGAAGUCUCAUACUAAUGUUCUCUCUGUGAACCUACCAGAUAAUUUUACUGUGAAGGAAGAUGGUAUGGAAACUGUUCCUUGGUUUCCAAAGAAGAUUUCUGACCUGGACCAUUGUGCUAACAGAGUUCUGAUGUAUGGGUCCGAACUGGAUGCUGACCAUCCUGGCUUCAAAGACAAUGUCUAUCGUAAAAGACGAAAGUAUUUCGCAGACUUGGCUAUGAACUAUAAACAUGGUGACCCCAUUCCUGAGGUUGAAUUCACCGAAGAGGAGGUUAAGACCUGGGGAACUGUGUUCCGAGAACUCAACAAACUUUACCCAACCCAUGCCUGCAGAGAGUAUCUCAAAAAUUUACCGUUGCUUUCUAAAUACUGUGGAUACAGGGAAGAUAAUAUCCCCCAAUUGGAGGAUGUCUCAAACUUUUUAAAAGAGCGCACAGGUUUUUCCAUCCGUCCUGUGGCUGGUUACUUAUCACCAAGAGAUUUCUUAUCAGGUUUAGCUUUUCGAGUUUUUCACUGCACGCAAUAUGUGAGACACAGUUCAGAUCCCCUCUAUACUCCAGAGCCAGAUACCUGCCAUGAACUCUUAGGUCAUGUCCCCCUUUUGGCUGAACCUAGUUUUGCUCAGUUCUCCCAAGAAAUUGGCCUGGCCUCUCUUGGAGCUUCAGAAGAGGCUGUUCAAAAACUGGCAACGUGUUACUUCUUCACUGUGGAGUUUGGUCUAUGUAAGCAAGAUGGGCAGCUAAGAGUCUUUGGUGCCGGCUUACUUUCUUCCAUCAGUGAACUUAAACAUGCACUUUCUGGACAUGCCAAAGUAAAGCCCUUUGAUCCCAAGAUUACCUGCAAACAGGAGUGUCUCAUCACAACUUUUCAGGAUGUCUACUUUGUAUCUGAAAGCUUUGAAGAUGCAAAGCAGAAGAUGAGAGAAUUUACCAAAACAAUCAGGCGUCCAUUUGGAGUGAGGUAUAAUCCGUAUACACGGAGUAUUCAGAUCCUGAAAGACACCAAGAGCAUCACCAGUGCCAUGAGUGAGCUGCAGCAUGAACUUGAUGUUGUCAAUGAUGCCCUUGCUAAGGUCAGCAGGCAGCUGAGCAUCUGACAGU